Dentiscutata erythropus is the source of this 125-nucleotide messenger RNA. The record is from the annotation of a GenBank genome assembly. NCBI's taxonomy places the organism in Eukaryota, Fungi, Glomeromycota, Glomeromycetes, Diversisporales, Gigasporaceae.
AAGUUGAGAUAUUGCCUAAUAUAGCCUUAGUAGCUUUAUUUAAGGUAGUAGCAAGUGGAAAAAUAUUAUAUAAGUUUCUAGGUCUUUUACGGUUGGUGUUGGGGUUGGCUGUGGGGGCUGCAGAG